AUGUUAGAUACUCUUUACAUUUCCCAACGGGCAGCAAACGCUAUAGUAGCCGACGUUGCUCCUUAUCGAAUUUCCGCUGAAGCUUUACUAGCAAUAAACACCUUUAUCGAUGAAUUCUUAUAUUUUAUCAUAGACUCGGCAAAGUCUUUGGAUUUGGUUAAAAUAAAACAAUCAAUUUCUCAGGUGAUACCCACAACAUUGGGAAAAAAUGCUGUGCAAGAAGCUGAACUUGAACUAAAAACUUAUGUGGAAAGCGGAAAUUCGGAUAGUACUCUAGAAAAAACCAUAGAGAUCACACCUUUUCCUCUACCAAAAGUUUUUGAACAAUUCCGUGCUAAAUGCCAAUUUUUUAGUACUUUAGGGGAACGAGGGAUUGAUGAACGUGAUUCAAAAAUGGCUCCUAAUUUAUAUGCUAAUGAAGGAAUUCAUAUAGCUCCUAGUUUAGCUAUUUAUUUAACUGCUGUUUUGGAAUAUGUUGGUGAACAUAUAUUAAUUUUGGUGGCUAAAGCUACGGAAAAAUCAGGUACUGGCGUGGCUAAAUUAAAGGAAGUUUAUACCGCUUUGGUCGAUGAUAAUCAGAUAAGAGCCGUAUUUCGACGAACUAGUCUUAAGUUAGAAUUGGAGGAGAAAUUACAAAUUAAAACUCCGGCAUCUCCAAUAUCCCCUAAAUAUGCAAACUCUGAGUCUAUAAAAUCACCUAGAUUCGCAAACAUUUUAUAUGAAGAAGAAAGUUUACUUCGAUCACAAACUUCAAUUAAUAAUGGAAGACCAUUAUCUGAUGGCGUCACGCAAAGCACUAAAAAUCCUUCUCCAAGGUCUCCAGAUAGUGAUAGUUUUGAAUUUAAUAUGAGGUCAACGAAGAGUAUGCAAAGUUUACAAUAUUCUGGUGAGAAAGAUGAAAUAAGAAGCUACUCUAGAGCGGCGAGAAACUUUGAAAAUUUACUCGAAAAAAACAACAAUCAAACGGUCAAAAUUUCUUUAACUCCAAAUAGAAUUAAAACAAUUGAGACUCAUAAAAGGCAACCUAAAUUUGAACCGCGUGAGCCAGUGAAAAAAUCAAAAAAACAAGAAAGCCUUUAUGAAUUUUUAAAAAAUACUGAUCCGGACGAUAUUUUUGGUGAUUCAAAAAUUAGAAAAAAAGAUUCAAAAGUGGACCUCAUUCAAAGACGUGGAAAGGAUAGAUUGAAUUAUUUACCUGAAUCUCCGACAACUCCUACCAAUAAAUCCAAUAAACCUCGUUAUAUUCCUCUAAUUCCUCCUGGAACUGAUAUUAGUAGUAUAACUUCUUCUAUUUCUCAACCUGAAUAUUCUUCGAUUCAUAGUAGCAAAUCUAUGGAUCAAUCUAAUGAUAAUUAUUAUAAUAAUUCUGCGGCAAGCAGGAGCACUGGUCAUCUUCAAAAUGGUAAAAAAUCCGUUCCCGUAAAACUAAAACCGAGACCUGAACCAUUACUUUUAGAUGAUGAUGAUGAGAUAUUUUAUUCUGAUGGUCAAAAACGUUCAAAACGACGUACUCAAACUCAAGAUCUAAUAGAUUUCUUAAAUUCGUCUCCACCAAAAGAUAAAGUUAUAUCUUCUCCAAUAAAAACUUCUCCCGAAACUACUAAAAAAUCUGAAAAGAAAUUCAAGAAAUUCUUUUCUAAAUUGAUGAAAUCACCGUCGAAUGAAGAUCUAGAUAAUCAUACCUCUAAUUAUAGACCAAUAACUCCAAGUACUCCUAAUAGUUACAUUUCAACUACGAGUACUUUGGUUAAUAAUAAAUCUCAACCAAAAUAUGUCAAGAUUCAAAUCCCUCAAUUACCUGCAAAAGAAACUCAGGAACAAAGUAUUUAUGAUCAAGUACAAAUUCAAGGAAGACAUGCUCGUCAAACUUCUCGUAAUAGUUUAACUGGUUCUACUCGUACUCAAUCUCCAAAUAAAUCAAUGUUUUCACCUCAUACUUCAAUGACUGGUACAUUGAGUAGUCCAACCAUUGAUGAAAAUGCUGAACUUGGAAAUUAUUAUGAUGAUGAUGAACAUUUCAAUAAACCUAUUAACGUUCGACAACGAUCUCCUCCACUUUCACCAUCAAAAUCUAAUAAUCUUAAUAAUCUUAAUAAUUUUGUCAACAAUAAUACUACUAUCAAUGGUAAUACUGUCAAUAAUAAUAUUAUCAAUAGUAAUAUCGUCAACAAUAAUAUCGUCAACAAUAAUGUUACCAACAAUUAUAACGUCAACGGUAAUAUUGUCAAUAAUAAUACCGUCAGUAAUAGCAUCAUCAAUAACAAUAAGAAAGAAAUUACAAUGACGACAGUUCUCCCUAAUGACAACAAUAGGAAGGCAACUACGGUGACGAGAGAGGUUCUUCCUAAUAAUAACAAUAAGAAAUCACCUACACAAUUUGAGCAACAAAAGAAUGUAGUUGAACCAAUAACAACUACCACCAUUACUACAGUUUCAAAUAGUAAUCAACAACAAAAGAAAUCUCAAAUACAAUCUGAACAACAGAAAGAUGUAGUUAAAUCAUUACCUAUAAAAUCCGAUGAUCAAUCUAAACGGUCGAUUACACCUACUGCUUCAGAUAAUAAUAAUUUACAACCAAAGAAAACACAACCUGAACAACCAAAGAAUUUAGUUAAACAAUUAUCUUCUGAACAAAUGACAAAAGUCGCUACAAAAACUACUAUUACUGCUGUUAAUAAACAACCAACAAAAAUCACUAUCACUAAACAACCAACAAAAACUAUUACUAAUAUCGAUAAUCAAAAGAAACCAGAACAACAAACAAAAGUUACUACUGAUACUACCGUUAAAGUAGUAGAUCAAAUAACACCUGCUUCAGAUAAACCAAUAGAUACUAAAGAUAAAUCUUUAGUAAAGAUUAAUGAGAAGUCAGAUAACUUUAUGCAUGAACUAAUUUACGCUGAAAGUGAGCAAAUUUCAUCAGAAACCAAAGAACCUGAUCAAAUAAUUAUUAUAGAAGAAAUAGAUGAAUCUGAAGAGGCGUUAAUAGCUGAAUGGUUAAUUGGUACUGGUUUAACAUUUAAAAAAGUUAGACCUAUUGUAGUUGAUGUUCAAAUUUCGGAGAAUACCGAAUAUGAUGUAGGUCUUAAAUCAGAUGAUCCUACUCAUCUAGGACAAAGAAAUAAUAGUUUACAAGUUGAUGCUUGUUAA
This is a messenger RNA of Dentiscutata erythropus, 3150 nucleotides long. Lineage: Eukaryota; Fungi; Glomeromycota; Glomeromycetes; Diversisporales; Gigasporaceae. The record is from the annotation of a GenBank genome assembly.